UUCAAGCUGCACCAGGUGAUGCACCUGAACGAAGAUGUGCAGAAUGGCGAGUCGCCUGAAGUGCUCGAUCCGGAGCACAGGUUUCCGGUAUGCACCAUCUGCUCCAAAAGGUUCAUCAACGCCAGCAAUCUGAGGCUGCACCAGCGACGGCACAGCAACGCCAAGCCGCACGCCUGCCACCUGUGCAGCUUCCGCUUCAAGAUGGCCAAGAGCCUGGACAAGCACCUGGCCUCGCACCACAAGGAGGAGCAGCAGCGGCUGGAGGCCGGAGAGCAGCUGCAGCAGGAGCGGCAGCAGUCUCAGGGGUCUGCGGCCGGCCUGCCGGUCGCGGAGACGGGCGCCGAGGCAGCCGUCAUCAUCCUCCGCGAGGAGGAGACGGCAGCCUGA
Molecule: messenger RNA, 387 nt
Organism: Pollicipes pollicipes
Lineage: Eukaryota; Metazoa; Arthropoda; Thecostraca; Pollicipedomorpha; Pollicipedidae
Product: zinc finger and SCAN domain-containing protein 10-like
Exons: 4
Coding region: 19-387 (122 amino acids)
Biological process (GO): positive regulation of transcription by RNA polymerase II
Cellular component (GO): nucleus
Source: RefSeq, a predicted model, not a curated record